Messenger RNA from Cylicocyclus nassatus, 1044 nucleotides. Lineage: Eukaryota; Metazoa; Nematoda; Chromadorea; Rhabditida; Strongylidae. The record is from the annotation of a GenBank genome assembly.
AUGCAGGCCGAGGUCGACCUGUCAAAAUGCACAGAUACCCUCACAGAACCACAUAUUUGGGCACUGCAUAUUCUCGAGGUAGUAUUGGCAGUGUUAGCAAUAAUCACCAACUGCAUCAUGACCGUAGUUACACACAAUGCCGUACCAGUACCGUAUUCUCAACGGCGAAUGCUGGCAUCCGUUUCGUUGAACUUCGUGCUGCUGGCUGGCUAUCAAUUUGCUAGAAAUUUAUUCUUUGGUGUUGCUCUAUACAAGCCAUGUUUUACCGUGGUGACUACAAUAAGUUGCAAGCUGCACGAGUUUCCCCUGCUUUUUUGCUAUAUUCAUGGUGCUGUGCUAGUAUGUAUCGUCGCUAUUCAAACACUAACCCCAAUGAAGCCAAAUCAUCAUUCAUUUCGCUGGACCUCGACAUGUUCAGUAUGGCAAACUUUCGAUCAUGACAUCGAACCGGAAAACAUGGGACAGUGCUCUAUUCUCUUGGCACUCCGUGAUCGUGACCUCGCCUUCUGUCUCGUAACUCUUUUGAUUAUACUCCAUUCUUCAUCCGUGGCUAUUAUAACUAUCUCAGCUCGUCGGCAAUCAAAUAAAAUCAGUUCGCUGGCAAGCAUGACUAUAUCGCUCAAAGAUGUCAGUUUGAUUGAAACUGUUAUUUGGCUUUGCUCGCUAUUUUUCUCUGGUUGCUUUGUACUAUAUCGACAUGUUGUAUCGGAUAAUUGUGAAGAGUGCAUAUUGAUAGCUCUUGAACUGUCUUUCAUAAUUCUACCGCUUGCUAUAGCCUUCCUUCAUCCGUUGUUGAUAAUUUGGUUUGUCUUUCCAAUGCGAGAUGCUGCCGUCAGAGUAUAUCCCUUUCUUCGUUCAAUCCUGCCAGAAUACGCUAUGGUACCUCCACCACCUGUAGCGAGAAGAACAUCAACAAAACCAGUGAGUCCACCAACGGACAUAAUCUCAAGUGAGACGGACCUCCCACAUCGACAUUCAGUAACGGUUACACUGCCAGAGAAGGAAGAAAUCGCCGAAACAAGCUUUCAAAUGGAUAAGGUCUAG